Selaginella moellendorffii is the source of this 835-nucleotide messenger RNA. RefSeq names its product pentatricopeptide repeat-containing protein At4g02750-like. The coding region runs from base 475 to 798 and encodes 107 amino acids. Gene Ontology annotation, molecular function: protein binding; RNA binding. The transcript is spliced from 2 exons. Lineage: Eukaryota; Viridiplantae; Streptophyta; Lycopodiopsida; Selaginellales; Selaginellaceae. The record is from RefSeq and is a predicted model, not a curated record. Gene Ontology annotation, biological process: RNA modification.
GGUGUUUGGAACACAAUCCUGCGUGGGCAUUUCCAGCUCGCUAACCUUCGCGAAGCUAUGGCAGUGAUGCCGGAGGAGAGGGGCGUCGUUUCGUGGACUACUGUCCUCUUAGCAAAUGCCCAAGCAGGGCAUUUUGACGUUUCAAUUGCCUUGUUUAAUGUGAUGCCCGUACGUAGCGUGGCCAGCUGGAAUACUCUUUUACAAGCGUACACAUUGUUCAAAAAGCUGGCAGAGACUCGCGAUUUGUUUUUCUGCAUGCCAUUACGGAGAUGUUUCAGCGUGGAACACAAUGAUAGCUGGAAAUGCUGUAGCGGGGCAUUGUGCCGGGGCUCAAAUAUGCUUUAAAUCCAUGCCAGAGAUGGACGUGGUUUCUUUAACGUCAAUGAUGAAAGCAUUUGGCGAGGCUGGGGGCUUGCAGGGAGCGCAAAAAGUAUGUGAUUCCUCUCCCGCGAAGACAUCGUGUGCUGGAGCGCCAUGGUAACCGCGUGUGCGGAAGAUGCUAAGUGCCUGUUUGACCGGAUGCCUGAAUGGAAAACGGUGGCCUGCUCGGCCUUGAUCUCGGCCUACGGCCAACACUUCCAUCUCGAGGCAGCCAUGCAGACGCUCGACGCAAUAGCCUACCGUAAUGUGGGAUCCUGGAGCUCGCUGGUCGCAGCUUACGCCGAUAACGGGAGUCUCGAAAACUCAGCAAAGGUAUUUGCAAUGAUCCCCGACAGGGAUCCCGUGUCCUGGAGCUCCAUGAUCACAGCCUAUGCUCGAUCUGGGCGCUGUAACCAAGCCACCAAACCACCCGACUGAUGCAGCUCCAGGGCUUCGCGCUGGACAGCAUCACAUU